Acaulospora colombiana is the source of this 1074-nucleotide messenger RNA. Lineage: Eukaryota; Fungi; Glomeromycota; Glomeromycetes; Diversisporales; Acaulosporaceae. The record is from the annotation of a GenBank genome assembly.
AUGGCAACCACCGACGCGACUACCAGCACCCCCUCACGUCCAUGCAUCUUUAUAAAUCAUCUCGGCGAAUCUUCAAGCAAAUUACCCUCCGACAAUAACCCACCGCUCAUCAUUCCACCUUUCCCACCUACCAUCGACCCACGCGAUUUGAUCACUUUACUUCCCGAUGGCCGCGUACCGACCAGAGCACCCAACGCAUUUAUAAUCUAUCGAAAGGCGUUUAUUGACGCCGUCAGGGAUAGCGGAAACUACCUCCCGAUGACCGUGGUCUCCCUGAUGGCAUCGAAAUCCUGGGAGCAAGCUUCCGACGUGGUAAAAGAAGAAUAUAAGAGGCUUGCAAAAAAAGCGUUUGAUUACAGAAACGAGAUUUGCCCCAAAUCCCAGAGACGCAGAAAAAGAGAAAAGUGGAAUGUCGUUUCCUUCAAUCAAUUUUCUUCUGGUCGUAACAAUCGUUCAGGAAAAUCGACCAAAUCUCGAUCACUGCCGACCUCGCGAAUUUCCCCAACCAACAUCGAACCUCGACCAUCGACGAUCCCGGAAAUUUCCGAUAACGUGAACUCUCAACAAACGUCGUUCGACUUUUACAACUUCACUGCUGGUAGUACAGAAAAUUUGCACAACAAUCUUCCAAGUCUGGCUCCAUCGAUACCCUCUAGUGGCUCUAACUCCAUCGUCAGUUCGCCCGAUUUAAACGAAAUCGACACGAAUGUUUUCUUGCAAACCGAUGACCCUCAUACCAUUACACUUGAGGAGGAACAACCGCUCGUGGUUUGGCCCGAAUUUAAAUACUCAAGUAACGCUGCUUACAAUAGAUCGGAAUCUGUUCUCAUGAAUUAUAACCAACCUUACCAACCUUACGACGAUCACAUGAAUGGUGAUUUGUUCUAUUCAAUCCUUUCGAACGAAUCACGUGACGAAAGCAUCCCGUUUUCCUUUGAUCUGUUGGAUAACGCAGCGGCGUUUUCGAAUAACUUUACCAAUUUUGAGCCCUUUGACGUCAUAAACACUUGGAACGAUAAUUUGUGCACAACCUCUUACAUCGAGGCUUUAUCCUCCCCCAUUUAUUAUUUUUAG